This is a messenger RNA of Seriola aureovittata, 4639 nucleotides long. RefSeq names its product prostaglandin E2 receptor EP4 subtype-like. Gene Ontology annotation, biological process: positive regulation of cytosolic calcium ion concentration; cellular response to prostaglandin E stimulus; adenylate cyclase-activating G protein-coupled receptor signaling pathway. The coding region runs from base 2331 to 3476 and encodes 381 amino acids. Gene Ontology annotation, cellular component: plasma membrane. The record is from RefSeq and is a predicted model, not a curated record. NCBI's taxonomy places the organism in Eukaryota, Metazoa, Chordata, Actinopteri, Carangiformes, Carangidae. The transcript has 2 exons. Gene Ontology annotation, molecular function: prostaglandin E receptor activity.
ACCACUAACGAUACAGUGUUUUACGGGAAGUAAAUGUAAAGUUAUUGUUAUAUAAAAUGUGAUAAAAAUAAAAAGGUUUUGUGUAAAUAUUUUAGAAUAGUGGGUGAAAAAGUCUUCUGGUUGUGAUGUCAAGUGCUGAUUCAUCUGUUAGGAUGAGGGUAGAGAAAGGUAUAACGACCUUUUAAGGGGAUAGUGUAUUGAGUUCUGUUUUGCAGCUUAGUCAUAUAGUAUGCACCUACAAUUUUAUAGCUGCUGCCCACUGCAGAAACCACAGACAUAGAUAAUACACUUUAAGUGCAUUUGCUCUAAAUGAAUUACCUUUAUGACAUUCAAGAAGCUAUAAACCAAAAGAGGUACGUCUUGUACAUUCCAUGAUUCACCUUAAGGACAUGUUGGAGUUUCCGAGCUUUGGUAUCGCUUAAGUGGUUUGUUUUUUUUAGACUCUGCCAGCUCUCCUUUGUCUGCAGCAGAGAUGAGCAGCAGCGGUUUACCUCUCAGAGAGGUGUUGUAUUUUGUCUUUUAAGGUUGGCUGCAGACUGAGACCCCUCUCCGCUGCUCCUCACUGUAAACAUAAGUCACGCUGUAAUGAAUGUGUGAUGGCUGGAGAGUCGGAGCAGACUAAGUGCACUGACGUCCCCUGUGUUCUCGUUGUCCAUCAGCCCUCUGUUGUUCCUCACAACCAUUUACAGUCAUCUCUGUUUGGGACAAAGCUGUGUGCUGCACUGACGAAAAUACCAACCACAGCAGCAUACUGGAACACAAUCACGGUCUCUUGUUUCAUCCAAUCAUACGUUCAUGUGUUUAAUUAAAUUUUCCGCAACUUCAUCGAAAAUUCAGUCAAAUCAAAACUAAAGAGGUAAACUAAAAGUGAUGCAGUUCUGUAAUUCAUGUGUUUUGAUGAUGCUGUCAUCACUGGUUUUAGUACCGUGUGGGGAACGUGUCAACAUUCCUGACACAAUCCUAACUUCUGCCCCACAGACACUGGAAUUAAUUAAAUUAAAGAACAACGUGCGAAACCUGCACAAUAGAGGGAAACAUGUUUGAGUUUAACAUCGAUUUCAUCUAACUUUUCAAUUCAUGUGCACAUGCUGAUGUUACACAGGGGUUGAAACAAAUCAUUCAAUUAUUUCUUGGAGAAUUUUGACCUUUGUGCACCAAGUUAAAGCUGGUUACACACUUUAAAAGUGAGACAUGGACUCAGCAGCAGUGACUGUUGGAGGUGUAGAUAUUUGCAUGUAAACAACUGUGAGUAAAUAAAUACUUUAGAGGCUUUGACUGCAAGAAUUCUGGCUCUGUGAAAACCGGACUCGCUGCACAAUUCACAAACAUUAUGAGGAGACACUUUGACACAUAAACAAGAUCAACAGCUGCGCAGCACUAAACAGAGGUUAAAUGUUUAAAGCUAACACUGUUGUUGGGUGAAAGACUACAUUUUACUUGAUGAAAAUUUACAAUAAGCUUUUCUAUUCUUUAUAAGAGGCUGGUAAUGGUUAAUGGAGCAUUUCUAAUUCUUUAUUGAUCAGUUUAUCAUUUUUGUUUGGCAGUAAUGCAGCUAUAAAUGUUGGUAAUCUAUUAAGAACAUGAUAAUCAAUCAAUUUUAGUCCGGCUACUUUGCAGUUAUUUUCCAGUUACAAAGUACAAUGAGUAAAAGGGAUUUUUCACAAUUUAAAAAACCAAACCUUGUCAUUAUUACUGCCUUAUAAAUGCAUUAGACUUAUUAGGAUGUUAAUCACAACUUGCAAUCAUUUAUUAAGAAACUAUCAUUUUUUAUCACCUUAGCAGUGACCAUGUCCAAGCUUUCUGAAUGCAAACUGAGUGAGUUGUGCAGGACUAACUGUUGCAUUUGCCACAAACCUCCCUGCGCCCACAUAUGACUCAUGUGUAACUGGGUGAGAAAAGUCUGCUGAAGUCUCUUCAGCCUCGCUCUUUACUCACCAGCCCUUCAAUUUGACCUCCUUAAGAGCUGCCACAAACUAUGCAAAGCUGUGAUGACGCCAACACUGGCAGAUGAGACAUGAAGCGGAAAUUGAAAGAGAGAAUUGUCUAUUUUCCUUUUCGUCUGUCGCGUUCAUCCCAUCCAUCCUGUCAGGCGUGGUUCAGCACAUUUAGAAACAUCCCACCCCUUGGCUCACAGCUGCGCGCAACAUCCCUCGUGGUUAACUAGCAUCUGGGUUACUGGAAAGCAUGAGGGGAUGGGACUACCAGAGAAAAUGUCCAUGCUGACUCCUUAUCUUUCAUUGCAGGGGGUUAAAGAGGAAAUGCGCUCCCAAUUUCACAACAGACCAAAGGUAUAAUCGCUGACAAACGCCAGCCUGUGGGUGCAUGUGGCGAUGGAGAGCCCAAACUUUACGCACGGAUAUGUCUCCGUUAACGAAACUAUGCCUCUGCAUUCACAAUCGGUCAGCGUCCAGACAGCAAUCGCUUUACCUAUUUUCAUGUUUGCUGGGGGCGCCAUUGGGAAUUUGAUUGCAAUAAUCGUCCUUUCAGUAUCGAGACAGGAGAGAAAAUCCUCCGCUUUCUACACGCUGGUGUGCGGUCUGGCGGUGACGGACUUGCUGGGUACCUGUCUGGCCAGCCCGCUUACUAUAGCCAACUACCUGGACCAGAAUGUGCUGAAAAACUCACACGUCUGCGAGUUUCAAUCGUUUUUGUUGCUGUUCUUCGGUUUAACAGGUCUGAGCAUUAUAUUCGCCAUGGCAGCAGAGCGCUACCUGGCAAUUUGCUGCCCCUACACCUACCAGCGGUGGGGGGUGGACAGACGCUUUGCGCAAAAGUUCCUCAUCUCCAUUUACAUCAGUCACAUUGUCUUCUGCUGCCUCCCGAUGAUCGGCAUGGCGGGGAGCUUGUUGCAGUCGUCCAGCACCUGGUGCUUCAUCGACUGGAACACGCACAAGCCGCGAGCCGCCGCUUACUCCGCGCUGUACGGCGUCGUCAGCCUGCUGCUCAUCCUGGGGACCAUCGUGCUGAACCUGGCGGUGUCCGGAGCGCUGCUGCUGAUGCGGCAGAGGACGGUGCAGCGGCCCGUCACCAGAGCCAGCGUCCGGGAGAGGUGGAGGGCUCUGUCCUCGGCCGCAGAGACGCAGAUGAUGGCGGUGCUGGUGAUGACCUCCGCGGUGGUCCUGGCCUGUUCAGCCCCGCUGGUGAUCCGUGUGUUUGCCAACUGCUUCAUGUUAAAACACGACCCCAGAGCUGACCUGGCUGCCAUCAGGAUAGCCUCUGUUAACCCCAUCCUCGACCCCUGGAUCUACAUCCUCCUCAGGAGGUCUCUGUUUCGACGAUUACUCAGUUUAUCGAGGGGAAGCAGCAGCACUCGAAGUAGUUCCUCCUCUACACCACAAAGGAAUCUGUUUUAUCCUGAUAUCAUGAAGGACAGCCACGUGUUCACCCAGCUGAUGUGCAGCGCAAACAUCAUCACUCAGCUGCCUGCUACUGUCAAAUUCACUCCGUGUGACACGGAGAGCCUCAACCAGACUUAAAACACUGCAGGCUGAAGACAAGUUUGAUGAAUGUUUGCUGCUUGAUGCAGCGUCACAGACUCUGUUUCAGAGCUGUCACCUGUGAGAUGGAAAGACGGUGACGAGCCUGUGGCCCACAGUUGGGCCGAGCUCCUGGAGGAUUAUUUAUUGAAUAAAAGUGGAGGCCUGCUCUGAUAUCAUGUAUGGAGACGCAUGACGCACACGGGACUUACGGAGGUGCAACAAUAAGACAUGACUGAGCCUGUAUUCUGUAACUUUGACUGUCAUCCACCCUCUCCUUGUCCACUCAGUGCUCCGCCCUCCUCCUUACCAUCACAUCCAGAUGAUGUUGCACUUUUCGUCAUUCUUUCUCCCCUCACUUCCAGCUCCUCCGUCCACAUCAUUAGUCCGUCCUCUAGUUUAUGUGAACGAAUCAGUUGGAUGCUCCAGGGAUACACAGCUCCUGCAGGUAGAUGAAUAGCUCAUUUCAUCUAGAGACAAUUUUCAAUUGACCUGUGAGUCAUGGAAGGUCCAGUAUUAAAAGUCACGUCUUCAUAUAGCAGUGCACAGACAUCGCAGGAAAACCUGGGCGAGACCCAUCACAGCUGUUUUUAUGAGACACCUGACGUGGCUUUGGGGAACUCCUCAGGAGGUAGUUUUGCAUUCGGAGAGACACUGAUAUGAACUUGAUAAAGCACUGACUAUGUGCUGCUGACGUCUGUUUGUAUUAAAGAUUCUUGUUUGCAGUAAAACUGAGCCUGAGUUUGUCUUUAAUCUCUAUCACUUAGCAAAUAAGUAAGUUGGUCUUUAGCCGCUUUGGACCUGAUCAGGACUUGGGCUCUACUAAAUGACUACAUUACUGUUGAUGCAGAUGAAGAUGCAUCUACAUCAAUAUCACAAGAAAAUAUUUAUUUCCUAAUAAUUUCUUGAAAGUUCCCUGGAAAGAAUGUAUGCGGGACGUAUUUUGGUACGAAGUACAAAGUUCAGAGAAUGUUAUAGAGUUCAGAUCAGAUCAAAUCAGUGAGUUAAGUUUAUUAUAAAUUUCCAGAUGAAUUUCCAUGAAUGAAAUUGCUCGAUUUAAACUCCAAUACACUCAUUCAUGUAUUAUUAAAAACUUUACUCUUCAUUUGUGUUGAGAUGCUUUUUUAGAACCAUGCACAUUUUGCAUGUUUACCUGAAUGUUG